Molecule: messenger RNA, 7995 nt
Organism: Hippopotamus amphibius kiboko
Lineage: Eukaryota; Metazoa; Chordata; Mammalia; Artiodactyla; Hippopotamidae
Gene: DGKH
Product: diacylglycerol kinase eta
Exons: 26
Coding region: 47-3235 (1062 amino acids)
Biological process (GO): lipid phosphorylation; diacylglycerol metabolic process; intracellular signal transduction
Molecular function (GO): protein binding; ATP-dependent diacylglycerol kinase activity
Source: RefSeq, a predicted model, not a curated record
GCCCGGGUCCGCGCGCUCGGGCGGCCGGCGGGCGCGGGCCGGCGCGAUGGAGCCGCAGCACGUGCGCCCCGCGCCCGGCGCCCGCAGCCCGGCCUGGGAGGAACCGGAGUCGGAGAGGAUGGCCGGGGCCGGCGGCCAGCACCACCCCCCGGGCGCCGCGGGAGGAGCGGCCGCCGCGGCCGGCGCCGCGGUCACCCCCGCCCCUGCCUCGGCGGGGCCCGGAGAGGAUUCGUCUGACAGCGAAGCGGAGCAAGAGGGACCCCAGAAACUGAUCCGCAAAGUGUCCACCUCCGGGCAGAUCCGGACCAAGACCAGUAUUAAAGAGGGACAGCUGUUGAAGCAAACCAGUUCUUUCCAAAGGUGGAAAAAGCGAUACUUCAAACUUCGAGGUCGUACACUUUAUUAUGCAAAGGACUCAAAGUCUCUGAUAUUUGAUGAAGUUGACCUCUCAGAUGCCAGUGUAGCUGAAGCAAGCACAAAAAAUGCUAACAACAGCUUCACGAUAAUCACUCCAUUCAGAAGACUAAUGCUGUGCGCUGAGAACAGGAAAGAGAUGGAGGAUUGGAUCAGCUCACUGAAGUCUGUACAGACCAGAGAACCUUACGAGGUGGCCCAGUUUAACGUGGAACAUUUCUCAGGGAUGCAUAACUGGUACGCCUGCUCCCAUGCCCGACCCACUUUCUGCAACGUCUGCCGAGAGAGUCUUUCUGGAGUCACCUCCCAUGGCCUGUCCUGUGAAGUGUGUAAGUUCAAGGCUCACAAAAGGUGUGCAGUGAGAGCAACAAAUAACUGCAAGUGGACGACCCUGGCCUCCAUCGGGAAGGACAUCAUAGAGAAUGAGGAUGGGCUGGCUAUGCCCCACCAGUGGCUUGAGGGUAACUUGCCCGUGAGCGCCAAGUGUGCUGUCUGUGACAAAACGUGCGGCAGUGUUCUCCGUCUUCAAGAUUGGAGAUGCCUUUGGUGUAAAACAAUGGUACAUACUGCCUGCAAAGAUUUAUAUCAUCCUAUAUGUCCGCUUGGCCAAUGUAAAGUAUCUGUCAUACCUCCAAUUGCACUAAACAGCACCGAUUCUGAUGGUUUCUGUAGAGCAACAUUUUCAUUCUGUGUUAGUCCUCUGUUGGUUUUUGUCAAUUCUAAGAGUGGCGAUAAUCAGGGAGUAAAGUUUCUUCGUCGAUUUAAACAGUUACUAAAUCCAGCCCAGGUGUUUGAUUUGAUGAAUGGCGGUCCUCAUUUAGGUUUAAGGUUAUUCCAGAAGUUUGACAAUUUCCGGAUUCUUGUUUGUGGAGGAGAUGGAAGCGUCGGUUGGGUUUUGUCAGAAAUUGAUAAGCUCAACUUGAAUAAACAGUGUCAGCUGGGAGUACUGCCUCUGGGUACAGGAAAUGACCUCGCCCGGGUUCUUGGCUGGGGAGGCUCCUACGAUGACGACACCCAACUUCCUCAGAUACUUGAGAAGCUGGAACGGGCCAGCACCAAAAUGCUGGACAGGUGGAGUAUAAUGACCUAUGAACUCAAAUUGCCGCCAAAGGCUUCUCUACUUCCAGAACCUCCAGAAGCGUCUGAAGAAUUUUAUAUGACAAUUUAUGAAGACUCAGUGGCAGCUCAUCUUACAAAAAUCCUUAAUUCUGAUGAACACGCAGUGGUCAUAUCAUCUGCCAAGAUACUUUGUGAAACUGUAAAGGAUUUCGUUGCCAAAGUAGAGAAGGCACAUGAGAAAACGCUGGAAAAAGCUGUUGCAGCCGACGCCGUGGCCAAUAAAUGUUCAGUACUAAAUGAGAAGCUUGAACAACUGCUCCAGGCUUUGCACACAGAUUCCCAGGCUGGUCCAAUUCUUCCGGGCAUCAGUCCUCUCAUUGUAGAAGAAGAUACUGUGGAAUCUUCCAGCGAAGAAUCCUUGUGUGAAAGCAAGGAACAACUCUUGGAUGACACUACAAAACCUUCCUCCCAGAAAGCUGUCAAACCGAGGGAAAUAAUGCUGAGGGCAAACAGUUUAAAGAAAGCAGUGAGGCAAGUCAUUGAAGAGGCCGGAAAAGUGAUGGAUGACCAGACAGUCCACUCCUCUGAACCAGUUAAUCAGUCAUUCGAUUACGAUAGCACAGAAACAGAUGAGUCUAAAGACGAAUCAAAAGAAGAUGAUGCAAAAGAGUCAUUAGCCGUUAAAACUGCACCUCGGUCUCCAGAUGGCCGGACAAGUCGUUCCCAAACUGACUCUGGUUCUGGUCCAGCUGUGGCAGCCAGCAAAGAAAACCUCCCUGUGCUCAAUACCAGAAUAAUCUGCCCAGGUUUAAGAGCGGGACUAGCUGCCUCAAUUGCUGGAAGUUCUAUUAUCAACAAAAUGUUACUAGCGAAUAUUGAUCCUUUUGGUGCAACGCCAUUUAUUGACCCAGAUCCAGACUCAGUAGAUGGCUAUUCAGAAAAAUGUGUCAUGAACAAUUACUUUGGGAUUGGAUUAGAUGCAAAAAUUUCAUUAGAAUUUAAUAAUAAGAGAGAGGAGCACCCUGAAAAAUGCAGGAGCCGAACAAAAAACUUGAUGUGGUAUGGAGUCCUGGGAACCCGGGAGUUAUUACAGAGAUCAUACAAGAAUUUGGAACAGAGGGUUCAACUUGAGGGUCUUCCAGACUUGUGGCUUUGCUCUUUUUAUCUGACCUCUAAGCUUUUGACCUUACAGUGUGAUGGGCAGUAUAUUCCUCUCCCCAGUCUGCAAGGAAUAGCGGUGUUGAACAUUCCCAGCUAUGCCGGAGGCACUAACUUUUGGGGUGGAACUAAAGAAGAUGAUAUAUUUGCUGCGCCGUCGUUUGAUGACAAGAUCCUGGAAGUCGUUGCAAUAUUUGAUAGCGUGCAAAUGGCAGUUUCAAGGGUCAUUAAACUGCAGCACCAUCGAAUAGCCCAGUGCCGUACAGUAAAAAUCACUAUAUUUGGUGAUGAGGGAGUCCCAGUGCAGGUGGAUGGCGAAGCGUGGGUUCAGCCUCCAGGGAUUAUCAAAAUUGUGCACAAAAACAGAGCUCAGAUGCUCACCAGGGACAGGGCCUUCGAAAGCACUCUGAAAUCUUGGGAAGAUAAGCAGAAGUGUGAUUCUGGUAAACCAGUUCUUCGAACCCAUUUGUACAUCCAGCAUGCGGCUGACCUGGCGACCGAAGAGGUGUCUCAGAUGCAGCUGUGCUCGCAGGCGGCGGAGGAGCUCAUCACCAGAUCCCCUCCAACACACACGUGCACACAGCUGUGUUCUCCGACUUCCUGAAACACGGUGGAGGACGCACCUAACGUUCCCUGUUGUUUCAUGUAACUUUUAAAUAUUAUAUAUAACCCUUCCAUUAUUAUUUCCCCAGUUUACACAUAAUCUUUACACUCUACUACUCACUUAUAUGGUGCCUUCUAAUUAUUAAGUCUUUAUGGGAUGUGGAAGGAAAUGCAAACAGUAACCCUGCCCAAAAAAAAAAAAAAAACAAAAACGGGUCGGGGGAGUGGGGGGAUGGUGGUGGGAACAGUCCAAGUAUCAGUUUCCGGCAGACGCAUCACAGAGUUUGUGAGACCACAGAAGUUAAUUUUAGCAGACAGAAAGAGACAAUUAAGAAAACAAGUUCUGUGAAUGCAAAACAGAUAAAAAUCACUAUGACCAGGAAUAAACUUCAGAGGGGAGGAGAGACCACAGGCAAGUUUCUUAUCUCCUUCUCACCUAAAUCUUACCUACCACAUGGGGGUAAGAGCUGCCUGAUCAGGUCGCCCUGAAGAUUAAGUGAAACGUACUAUGUGAAGUGCUUAUUAGCGCAGCGCGUCUGGCGAGUUCAGUGUUCUGUGCACGGUCAGCUGUUGGAUUCUUCCCACACCUUCACCUGAUCACUGAUCAAAAUGUUGAAAUAGAAAAGAAGGAAAGCAGAGCUCGGGGUCCAGGGGGCUAACUUGCUCCCUUUCCCCUCCCUACGCUCUCCAUCUGCUCUCUCACUCACUCCUUAUUUUCCCCUUUAAAUACGUGUUAGAUACCCAGAAUAUACUAGAUGUUGGAGAUAUGAGAAAAGAUACACACUCCCUACUGCUGGAGCACAAUAUGUAGAAUUAGAAUAAAGUAUGAUAACUGCAAGCUACUGAGUAGCUUAGAAGAAAGGUAAGGGAAAAUGAAGAUUUAGCCAGCUGAAUCCACAUAACUGCUUUACUGUGCAUCUCAGCUUUUUAUCCACAGAGAUAGUAUUUUUAAGGUAAAUAUCAAUACAUCUUCUUUAGAUACUACCAACAGCUUUUUUGGACUUCAGUUUACAGCAUUGUAUGCGUGUGUGUGUUUUCUUUUUUCCUGGCUUUAGUGAGGUAUAAUUGACAAAUAAAAAUUCUAUAUAUUUAAGGUACAUCAGAUCAAUGUGAUGAUUUGAUGUACAUAUACAUUGUAAAAUGGUUACUACAAUCCAGCUAAUUAAUACUUUAUGGAAAACUGUAAGGAGGUUCCUUGGUUUUCUUCCUUUUUUUUAAAAGGUUUAUUAUUUAUUUAUUGGCUGCGUCAGGUCUUAGGUGCAGUACUCAGGAUCUUUCCUUGCAGCGCAAGGGCUUCUCUCUAGUUGUAGUGUGUGGGUUCUCUCUUCUCUAGUUGUGGCACAUGGGCUCCAGAGCAUGCGGGCUCGGUAGUUUGUGGCACACAGGCUCUCUAGUUGAGGCUCACGAGCUCCGUAGCUGUGGCGUAGGGGCUUUGUUGCCUCGUGGCAUGUGGGAUCUUAGUUCCCAGACCAGGGAUCAAACCUGCGUCCCCUGCAUUGCAAGGCAGAAUCUUUACCACUGGAUCAACAAGGAAGUCCUCUUUCUUUCUUUUCUUUUGGAGGGGGGUGCACCAGAGGCUUGCGGGAUCGUAGUUCCCCACCCAAGGAUUGAACCUGUGCCCUAGCAGUGAAGGCGGGGGAUCCUAACCACUGGACUACCAGGAAAUUCCCGAGUUUUCUCAAAACUAAAACAUGCUCCCUUGAAACCACAAUAUUCGUCCUGUAUUAUCAUCCUGUCAACCAAUCAGAUAACCUUAUUUUUUAAAAAAAGGGGGGGUGGGAGCAGAGUGAAGGUUGACCAGCUUUGCUUUUGGUCUGCCUAGCUUGAUUCCCCAUCUGUUGUUAUAAAUUUUGCAAAUGAUGAAAAUCAGGCUCACUCAUCAAUUUUCAGAAUGUAUUCAUUCAAUAUUUUUUAAGCUCUUUGAGUAUAAUUUGUUUACACUGUUGUGCCAGUUUUUGCUGUACAACAAAGUGAAUCAGCUGUAUUUAUACAUAUAUCCCCAUAUCCCCUCCCUCCCGUGACUCUUUCCCACCCUCCUCAUCCCACCCCUCUAAAUCAUCACCAAUCAUCAAGUUGAUCUCCCUGUGUUAUGCAGCAGCUUCCCACUAGCCAUCCAUUUUACAUUUGGUAGUGUAUAUACGUCAAAAUGCUACUCUCUCACUAUGUCCUAGCUUCCCCUUCCCCACCAUGUCAAGUCCAUUCUCUACAUCUGCAUCUUUAUUCUUGCCCUGUCACUGGGUUUAUCAGUACCAUUUUUUUAGAUUCCAUAUAACCCUCAUUCAAUAUUCAACAAAUAAUUUUGAGCCUCUUCUGCGUGCCAACCACCUUAUUAGGCACUGGGAAUCCAAGAUGACUGUGUUGCAGUCCCUCUUCAUAGUUUGCUGGCAGAGUAGUAGGAGAGAGACGUGUGGCCAAAGAGCUGUCACAGGUCGCACAGUGGGCACUGUGGUUGCCCAGAGGAGGCCAGAGGCAGUGAGAGAGGCCUGCCUGAAGGAAGUGACUUCUCUGUCUAGUCUUGAAAGAAGAAUAAGAGGAGGAGCAAUCUAAGAAUGAGAGCCAGCCUGGGUAAAAACCCACAGGAGUGCAUGGUACUUUCAAGAAAUCUCUGGGCAUUUGGGGUGACUGAAAUGUUAACAUGGUAUAUUUGAGAGUGUGGGAAAUGUGGACGGAGAGGUGGAGGGGACGGCAGAUCUUUAUCAGGAUGUUUCUGAAAACAGUGUGAAACACUGUCUGCAGAACAGCAAAGCUGGAGCGAGGAUAAACACACGUUAGAAUGGUCCUGGUAGGAAACAAUAGAUUGAGGCGGUAGAGAUGGGAAGGUGAAGAGAGAUUUAAAAUAGGUUAGGGUCUAAAGUUGGUACGCAGGCAUGGGCAGGAUGACCCUAAGGUUUCUAGUGAAUGGCUGGUUGGACUAAGGUGCCUUUGAUGAAGUCAUGGUAUUCAGGAAGAGGAACAGAUUUUGAGAGGGAAAAUGGUGAGUUUCGUAUUGGACUUACAGAAUUUCAGUUACAUUAGAAAUACCUAGGAGGAGAUUCAGUUAGCAGUUGAAAAUGUUAAUCUGAAGUUGAUGUAUCACUUUCUUUUCCCCUGAAAAUUAGAAUAACAUUUACCCAUCUCUGUUCUUCUGAUUCAUAACUUCUUCUUCGUGAUUUCUCAAGGUUAUUGGUAAGGAUGCUUAGGUGACAUUUGCAAGUCCCUUUGUGCCUUGGAUAUCAACUGUACGAUCCUUAAGAAUUAAACUCUUUCCUUUACUCUUGAUUCAGCCGUGUGGAGCUGCUGUCUCUUCUUUUGUCCUUCCCUUUCCAGACUGAAGAUCAUUUUCUUUGAAGAUGUCAGAAGCAAAAUGAUUAGAAUAGUCUUACCUUCUUGCUCAUCUGCAAACCUUUCAUCAUUUUCUACCAAUCAGUAGAACUUCUCCUUUUUCUUCUUUGGCCUUAUUACCCUCCAGAAUCCUGUCAUUCGAGGACUCUUCUUGAAGGUUUAUAUUCCAAAAGACUGUGGCACAACAGGCUUUGGCAUUGGAUAGAUAUAGAUUCAAACCCUGGCUCUAUCAGUGAUUAGCUUUGUAUACAUACUAAAUCUCUCUGAGCCGCAGUGUCUUCAUCUAUAAAAUGGAGAAAGGUAACCACAGCUACCUUUGAGGUUGUGAAUAUUAAAUUAGAUAAUUAAUAUAAAGCGCUUAGCAUAUAGAUGAUAUAUGUGGCAAUGUUUUCUUCUGUCUGUCGUAUUUGUGCCUGGUUGAAGUUUCAGUGAGUAAAAGAUAUGUCUAUGCGCUACAUUUGAGACCCCUCUCAACUUUCCAGUGAUACAGCAAAAUGAAGUGUUACUUUACCCUGUUCUUCCAAACAGCACCUCAAUAUGCCUAUCUCUGAUUCUAGGUCUAACUUUUUUUUUUAUAAAUUUAUUUAUUUAUUUAUUUAUUUUUUUGGCUGUGUUGGGUCUUUUUUUGCUGUGCGCGGGCUUUCUUCUUAGUUGCGGUGAGUGGGGGCUACUCUUCAUUGUGGUGCGUGGGCUCCUCAUUGCCGUGGCUUCUCUUGUUGCACAGCACGGGGUUCUAGACGCGUGGACUUCAGUAGUUGAAGCACAUGGGCUCAAUAGUUGUGGCUCACGGGCUCUAAAGCGCAGGCUCAAUAGUUGUGGCGCACGGGCUUAGUUGCUCCACAGCAUGUGGGAUCUUCCUGGAGCAGGGAUCGAACCCCAUGUCCCCUGCAUUGGCAGGCAGAUUCUCAACCACUGCGCCACCUAGGAAGCCCUAGGUCUAACUUUUUAUAUAAAGAUUUGGGGGGUUGUAUUUUUUGUUGCAGUAGGGUUUGAAUUUUGUAAAUCUACCCCAUGCUGUUCAUAAUUGAGCAGUUAUUUAAAAAAUUAAUUUCCUUUCAGAACUUUUUAAAAAAAUUUUAAUUUAUUAUUUAUUUAUUGGCUGCAUUGGGUCUUUGUUGCUGCUCGCGGGCUUUCUCUAGUUGCGGAGAGAGGGGGCUACUCUUCAUUGUAGUGCACAGGCUUCUACUGCAGUAGCUUCUCUUGUUGUGGAGCACGGGCUGUAGGCAUGCAGGCUUCAGUAGUGGUGGCGCACAGGCUUAGUUGCUCCACGGCAUGUGGGAUCUUCCUGCACCAGGGAUCGAACCCGUGUCCCCUGCAUUGGCAGGCGGAUUCUUAACCACUGUGCCACCAGGGAAGCUCCCCCCCCCGGCCCCCUUUUUUUAACUUGUUUUAUUUUACUACGUCUACACUUCAGAAAACUCAGCAUUGCUCCAAAAAAUU